UUCGAACGAUCGUCUGUGUGCGAUGUGAUCUCGACGGUGCUAGUUGUGCUCCGUUUGUUUGAAAUCGUCUCUUAUUAAUUCCAACUUCUAUUUUCCGUGCAAGAACUCCCUAAAUAAUUAUUGUAAUGUGGUGACGACUUAUUGAGGAGCUUUCGAGGAUAUUUUUUAAAUUUAAAUUGUAAAGAAGAAAGACGAAAAUCUGUGAUUUACAAUGGCCCCAAUGCAGAAUGGUGUGAAGAACACAUCAAAGAAAUCCCAAACGUCGGAAAAGCUCACCGAAUCGACGCCGAUGUUGCCCUAUGCUCUGGAUGAUCAACCUAAGCAAAAGUCUGUGGUUGUUGCCUAUAUUUUGUGGCUUUUUGGGGGACUUUUCGGGGCCCAUCACCUGUACCUGCAUCGCGAUCGACAAGCUUUCGUGAUGUGGUGCACCCUGGGUGGCUAUUUUGGCAUUGGAUGGAUUUGUGAAAUCUUCAAAAUCCCCGAAUAUGUGCGAGAUACGAAUGAGCAUCCGGAAUUUUUGGCAAAAUUCUUUGAGAAUAUGCAAAAACAUAAGAAGCCCCCCUUUAGUACAUCUCGCUUCAUGGGGGCCGUCGUUUUGGCGUAUCUCUUCACGCAGGCAGCAAAACUUGCAAUUCCUCAAGAAAUUUUCUGGGGCAUUGACUUCAGCUUGCUGCAUUGGGCACUGCCCUUUUUCGCUUCACUGGGAGUGUGGACAGUUGGGAACAUUGGUCGUGAAAAGGGGCCCCUCAUUCACUGCCUUCUAGCUGCCUAUGCCCUCUACCCGAUACGGUAUUGGAUUUACGACGAAGACGUUUGGAUACUCCUAAUGAAUGUAGCCUCAGCAUCGGCAUUUGAUUUCUGGUCCAAAGAAUGGAGACGCACACGUCCCAAGCGACAUGGUCUGUGCAAACGAGGAUUUUACCUCUCCAUUGCAAUCUGCCUCUACUCCUCUCUCUGGGUAUCCUACCUGUACUUCAAUGGAAAAAUUCAAGAUAGCGAAGGUGACGAAGUUCCCGUUCACGAGGCCAUUCGUAACUUCCUCACCUCACCGUGGUGGACAGAUCUGAAGCAAACUGUUGCGGAUACGUGGCAAUUUGCAAAGCAUAACGGUUGGAAAGAGACAUGGCGACAAAUAAUUGAUCAGAUGGACGCAGAUGGGGAGCAAAAUGCCUACAAGGUGCUAGGAGUUAGCCCCACGGCGUCUCAAAGUGAAAUUACAUCCGUCUACCGGAAGCUCUCGCGAGAGUAUCAUCCGGACAAGGCAAAAGAUGAGGAACAGCGAAAGGUGGUCCAGCAGAAAUUCAUGGAGAUCCAGCAAGCUUACGAAGUUUUGAGCAAAAUCAAGAAUAACCGUCGAAGGAGAAACAAGAAGUUCAAUGAAGAGUUGUAAUAGGGAAUACCCAAUGAUAUUAAAAAAAAAGUAAAAUAA
Molecule: messenger RNA, 1429 nt
Organism: Lutzomyia longipalpis
Lineage: Eukaryota; Metazoa; Arthropoda; Insecta; Diptera; Psychodidae
Gene: wus
Product: dnaJ homolog subfamily C member 22
Exons: 3
Coding region: 212-1390 (392 amino acids)
Biological process (GO): endocytosis
Cellular component (GO): early endosome; plasma membrane
Source: RefSeq, a predicted model, not a curated record